Messenger RNA from Suillus discolor, 720 nucleotides. RefSeq lists its product as uncharacterized. Bases 1 to 720 code for a protein of 239 amino acids. NCBI's taxonomy places the organism in Eukaryota, Fungi, Basidiomycota, Agaricomycetes, Boletales, Suillaceae. The record is from RefSeq and is a predicted model, not a curated record. The transcript has a single exon.
AUGAUAGUCGGCGGAAUGAUGCAAUUCCUCGCAAAAGCACAAGGAAUGCCUAAACACAUUGAGGCAGCAUUAGUAAAAACCACCAGAAAUUUCAUCUGGAAUGACGCACGAUCCCCCCCUAUGAAUCUAGAACAACUAUACCAACCAAAAGAAACCAGAGGAAUCAACUUGUUAGAUAUCAAAUCAAGAAAUGAAGCUAUCAAAAUGACCUGGGUAAAAUCAUACCUUAAUAUAUCACCAACAAGACCAACCUGGGCCUAUGUAUUAGACCUGUUAAUAAACAACCUGAAAACAAAAGACAUCAACAACGGGAAAAGAGUUGAUAAUACCUUUCUCCAAAACUGGGACCCUCCAACCAGAGGACACAACUCAAGAUCCCUGCCCAACGAAGCCUUAAAAAUAAUAAAAACCACUAAAAAACACAACAUAGUCUUCACCCCGAUCAAAAUGUCCAAAAACAUCAAGAAACAGCUUCCAGCUUGGCACAACAUAGGCGCCCCACAAAACAUGUACCACAAAACUAAAAACAAAUGCCUACAAGAGACACAUAAUGUUCAAAACAUUAAAAACUUGAUAAAAUGUAGGAAAAGACUAACACGCCUUAGAGGAGACCUGCUCCAUGUCUCAAGAAAGACCUGUGCGUGCUCCAACUGCAAACGGGACAGAAAUAAGGGAUGUAAAAACCCUUACUACUGCGCACAAAUAGCAACAAAAUCUUGA